AUGCCACCGCGUCGCGAAUUAACUCGAGAGGAAAAAGAUGAGAAGAAUAGGAAGGCUAGGGAAAAAAGAAGUAACGAAGACCCGGAGGCUAAGGAAGUGCGAUUGGCGGCUAAUAGGGAAAAGGCCAAGAUCGCUCGUGAAGAGAAGCGACGUCGGCUCAAUCCCGAAGAAGUUCAGGUUGCCAAAAAUUUGAAUGCGAAAAAGGCUAGGGAAGGGCGUCAGGCAGAGGCACCUGACGAGAGAGCGUUGAGGCAGAGGUUAGAUGCUGAGCGGAAGAGAGUCGCCCGUGCUAACGAGACUCAGGUUGAACAUGAAGCUAGACUGCAUGAUCAGCGAAUCCGUCAGCAACUCCUUCGACAGGAACAAGCGGAAGAAGAAAAUCGUGCUCGACUGUUAGCCGAGGCGGAGCGGCAAGCAGUUUUUCGUCAAGAAGAAGAAAAUCGUGCGCGACUGUUAGCCGAGGUGGAGCGGCAAGCAGUUCUUCGUCAAGAAGAAGAAAAUCGUGCGCGACUGUUAGCCGAGGCGGAGCGGCAAGCAGAUCUUCGUCAAGAUGAACAAAUUCGAGCUCGAUUGCAAGCCGAGGCAGAGCGGCAAGCUGCUCUUCGUCAACAAGAAGCAGCAAUUAUUCUACGAGCGAUGAAUCAGAGACCUGCAUGUGAUCGCCCAAGAGUUGUUCUUGCUAAUGAUGCUGUGGCAGAGCGUCCGGCAAGACAACAACAUCAGGCAAGAAAGAGAGCUGCUGACGACAGCGAAACUCCCGAAGAACAACGAGCUAGGUUGCAAGCCCAGGCGUUACGGAAGAAAUAUCUGCGGAGAGAUGAAUCGGAAGCAGAGAGAUCAGCAAGACUUCAAGAUCAGGCAGUGAGGCAAAAAUCUCUGCGGAACGAGGAGUCUGAAGCAGAGAAAAGUUCUAGACUUUGUGAACAGGCUUUGCGGCAAAAUUCUCUGCGGAAAGAGGAAUCGGAGGCAGAGAGAUCAGCUAGACUUCAAGAUCAGGCACAGAGGCAAAAAUCUCUGCGGAACGAGGAAUCUGAAGCAGAGAAUUCUUCAAGACUUCGUGAGCAGACCUUGCGUCAAAAUUCUUUGCGGAAAGAGGAAUCUGAAGCAGAGAAUUCUUCAAGACUUCGUGAGCAGACCUUGCGUCAAAAUUCUUUGCGGAAAGAGGAAUCUGAAGCAGAGAAGUGGGCUAGACAACGAGCGCAGGCACUACGCCAAAAAAAUUUACGAACCAAAGAAACUGAAUUAGGUGCAGCUAAUAGACAGUUGGCAGACAAAGUUCGACAUGAAGCUACCCGUUCUAAAGAAACUCCCGAGGAAAGAUUGGAUCGCGCUAUCGCUGAUAACUUUCUUCAUCAGAUUCAUCGUCUCGAAGAAACUGAGCAGGAAGCCGCAGCAGGUCGCGAAGCAAAUAUGGAAUGGAUGGCUGGUUACCGAGCAACUGAGAAUGAGGAAGAAACAGCUGAUAGGCGUGAAGAGGAUAGGUUGCGAACAGAGCUACAGCGAGAACAUCAAUUUGAACGAGAGCGAGAAGAGGAAGAACUGCGAGCAAGAAAUGCGCUUCAACACGCCGAAAUUGUUCCCGUUGAAACCGCAGACCACGAAGCUUUUCUUCGUGAGAUGCACCUUGAUCGCAACCGUGCUGGAAAUCGGCGAACGCAUCGGAUAGCUUGCAAAGACAUUGUUGUAGAGGAUCGGGUUCAUUUGCUUGACAUUGGAGAUUUGACCAAGAUUUGUGCUGAGUGUGACGCCAAACACUUUGAAAAAGAGAUGCCAAAAGAUCAAAAGUUCCAGCGAUGCUGCGGAAAGGGAAAAGUAAUUAUUCCACCACCAAAGCCAUGUCCGCAACCCUUGGCCAGUCUCUUGCAAAAUCAGCAUCCAAAGUCCAAGCAAUUCAUGAAGCAAAUUCGAAACUACAACAGUGCUCACGCUUUUGCUUCGCUUGGAGCAAACCAAUCUCCACCACCAAACCGAGGCCCCUACUGCUAUCGAAUUCAUGGCCAGAUUUACCAUCAAAUCACUCCGCUUGGUCCAACACCAAAUCCCAGAUAUGCAGAUCUGUAUUUUUUGGACUCGGCGCAGGCCACUGAUUAUAGGGCAAAUAUCCAGGCAAUGUCGGGUUGUUGUAGAAUAUUGAUGGAAGAAUUGGACGCUAUGCUUCGAGAGAAGAAUCCGUACGCCUUGGUUUACAAGAUGAUGCGCCAAGUUCUUGAAGAAGAAUACGUUCAACGCCAGGCCGCAAAUCUUCCUCACUACACUGUCGGCAUGAUAAUCACUUGUGAUAGAAGAAAUGUCGACCAGCGGCGCUACAACUGCCCGACGGCCCACGAGAUAGCAGUAGUAUUCAAAAGCUCUGAUGGAGCUCCGCCAUCCAACAGAGAUAUUCGUGGCCAUCUCUAUAUUCCCGUCAGAGGCCGACGUUUCAUCCAGAUUAACACACAGAAGCCCAUGUGUGAUCCGAUGUGUUAUCCUCUGCUAUUCCCCAACGGUGAAGAUGGUUGGCAUGCUCACAUGAAUUAUAACACCACCAGUCGGAGGGAAAGAGAUGAAGCAGCAGCAAUGGCAAUGAUUGUUGAUGAGGAUGAAGAGGAGCAGAUUGAUCCCCUGUGGCCCAACCCCAGAGUGUUAAUUCGUGAAGAAGUCGCCGCAGCAGAUGGCAAUGCUGAGAUUGAAAAUGAGCGAAAUGUAGAACCGGAACCAGCCGAAGCAGACGAGAACGAUGAUCAACAACCAAACAGGAACAGAGGCCCACGCUCAAGAGUGACGCAAGCCGAGUUCUACAGUUCAAUCAUGUCAAUCCGCGGUGAUUUCAAUAUCGUUUUGUCCGGGGGUGCCCUCACUCAGCAAUAUUUUGUCGAUUCUUACGUCAAGACCGAGGGGAAUCGCAUAGAUUGGCUCAGAAAACACCAGACAGAGCUGCAUGUUGAGCGCUACUGCGGUCUGAUGGAUUACAUCAACAAUCGAGCGGAAAGAGAAAAUGUGGAAGUUGGCACUAUCUACAUUCUCCCUUCGUCCUUCAUUGGCAGUCCUCGAGCCAUGAAGCAAAAUUAUCAAGACGCGAUGGCAAUUGUUGCCAAAUUUGGAAAACCAACUUUUUUUUUGACGUUUACUUGCAAUCCCAAGUGGAGAGAAAUUACGGCAAAUAUUGCGAACUAUCAGACAGCUUCUGAUCGUCCCGAUAUGGUCGCACGAGUCUUCCACUUGAAGAAAAAAGAGUUGGUCGACGACAUCGAGAAAAAGCAAGUUUUGGGUUUCGCCACAGCUCAUAUCGAAGUCAUCGAAUUUCAAAAACGCGGUCUUCCUCAUUGCCACAUGCUGAUCUGGAUCGAUAAGAGAGAUGCCCCUUUAUCACCAGAAGAUAUGGACAAGACCAUUUGUGCGGAAAUUCCCGACAAGUCCCUCCAUCCAAGACUCUACGCCGCUGUUAUGGCUCACAUGAUCCACGGCCCGUGUGGAGCCAUCAACAAAAAGUCUCCUUGCAUGGAUGUUGAAGGGUGCACCAAAAAGUUUCCGAAAGAUUUCAUCGCAGGAACCAUCAUCAACGACAACGGCUAUCCGACUUAUAGAAGAAGAGACACUGGAGUUAAACAUCCGUUGAAAAGAGGGAAUGUCGUCUAUGAAGUAGACAACAGAUGGGUUGUGCCUUAUAACCCUUGGUUGCUGCUGAAAUAUGACUGUCAUAUAAACCUCGAAUCCUGCGCUUCACUCACCAGUGUCAAAUACAUCUUUAAGUACGUGUACAAAGGCCAUGACAGCGGAAACAUUGAGACAAAAAAGGGAACGCAUCAGCAAGUUGAAGGUGAAGAUGAGCCGACAUUCGUGUGGGACGAAAUCACUACUUUUUUGGACACGCGUUACGUCAGCGCACCAGAAGCCGCCUGGAGAAUCAAUAAGUUUCCCCUCAGCAAUCGUUCCCAUGUCAUCUUCCGACUUGCCGUACAUCUUCCAUUGGAACAGUCCGUCUUUUUCCACCCGGGCAACGAGGAACAAGCAGUCACCAACGCCGCUUUGAAAGAAACGACUUUAACUGCUUUUUUCAUCUUGAACCGAGAUAAUGAAGAAGCGAGGCAGUAUUUUUACCGAGAGAUUGUCAACCAUUUUGCUUUCGUCAAGGUUGGUGGCCGUAAUUUCUGGAAGCGACGAGUUCAAAAUCUCAAAAUCAUUGGCCGAUUGUACACGGUGAGCGUCCGUCAAAUUGAGCGAUUCUGCCUGCGCUUGCUCCUCAUUAACGUCAAAGGACCUACCAGUUUUGAAAAUCUUCGAACAGUCAACGGUGUAAUUUUACCGACGUUUAAAGCAGCCGCCGCUGCCUUAAAUUUGUUGGAAGAUGACAGCGUUUGGGAGAGGACGCUGGACGAUGCGGCCGCCUUUGAAAUGCCAGAACGAUUGCGACAGCUUUUUGUUGACAUUUGUCUGUUUUGCAAUCCUACGGAUGCUCUUUAUCUCUUUGAGCGAUCUUUACCUCAGCUAAUGGAAGAUUUUAUUCGUAAUGGUCACGACGCCGAAAUAGCAAAAAACUUGACUUUGAAAUUUAUUCAAGACAAGCUACUUCUCAAUAAUCAAACGAUGGAAAAUCUCUCAUUGCCUGUUCCUGAUUUUCAGCUUAUUCAUCGUCUUAUCGCGGCUCAACUCGAAGAAAAUGCUGAAAUUACUAUGAGAGAGAAGAGAAGAUUGGGUGAAUUGAUGGUUAGUCAGUUGAACGAAGGUCAACGGGCUGCCUUCGAUCAAGUCAUGGCUGCCGUCAACGAUACUGAAAAUGCAAUUCCGCAUCAGUAUUUCUUGGAUGGCCCUGGAGGAACGGGGAAGACGUUCCUGUACAACACUCUCAUCACCGUACUGCAGGGACAAGGGAAAACAGUGAUCGCCGUUGCGUCUACCGGCAUCGCUUCUACGUUGUUGAUUGACGGCACAACGUAUCAUUCCCAAUUCAAGAUUUACCCUCCAAUUACUGAAGCGACCAGAUCAAAAAUCGAAGAUGGUAGCUUCCUCGCCCAUUUGAUCAGAAGUGCAGUUCUCAUCAUUUCUGACGAAGCCACCAUGAAGACAAAUCACGCCCUUAGUGCUUUCAAUUUCCUGUUCCAAAAGUUGCACAAGAACAAUCUUCCUCACGGUGGUAAAGUGCUCCUUCUUGGUGGCGAUUUUCGUCAGUGUUUACCGGUCGUCCGACACGGAAACAGGGUGACAGUGCUGGAAGUCACUAUCCGAAACAAUGACACUUGGCCUCAGUUUCGACAACUUCGUCUGACUCAAAAUAUGCGUACCGUGGCCGGCAGUCAAGACUACGCCGAUUGGCUCAUUCAGCUUGGAAACGGAACUCUACCGACGCAUCCAAAAUUGAACAUCCCCGAUAUGAUUGAAAUUCCUAAAGAAUUUUUCAAUUAUAACCGGAGUUUAGUCGAGCACGUCUUUGGUGAUCCUGCUCAACUGUUAGAUCCCGUCGUAUCUCAAAAAAUAUGCAGUCGCGCUAUUCUUUGUCCGAAAAACGGCGAUUGCUUACGAAUCAACAAUCAGAUCAUCAAAGACAUGCCCGGUACGCUUCAUGAGUACAGAAGCAUCGAUACCAUCGACUCUGACGACCCUGAAGAAAUUUCAAAUUACCCAACCGAAGUUCUCAACUCCUUUGACGUCUCCGGAAUUCCCACCCAUUUGCUGAAAAUGAAAGUGGGAGCCGUCAUCAUUCUUCUGAAGAAUAUCGAUUCGCGUCAGGGACUUUGCAAUGGGACCCGGCUCAUCAUCAGGGCGCUUAGAGAAAAUCUGAUCGUUGCAGAAAUUGCUGCUGGAAAAAACAAGGGGCACAUCGUCUACAUCCCGCGGAUGAUGAUGUCCCCAACUGAUUCGGAUCUUCCAGUCAUCCUCAAGAGGCUCCAGUUUCCCGUUUUGUUGGCGUUUGCGAUGACCAUCACAAAGUCACAGGGCCAAACGUUUGAUCGGGUCGGAAUAUUACUUCCAGAACCCGUCUUCAGUCAUGGCCAGCUGUAUGUGGCCUUCUCCAGAGCUACAUCGAAAGACGGAGUCCGAGUCGAGAUUGCUGAGUCUGGGAAGCAAGGCAAGCUUCUCAAAAAUCAUCCGACAGCCACCGAAGAAGAAAAGAAAAAGGUGUUUACUUUAAAUGUUGUCUUUAAAGAAGUUUUAUUGUAA
This is a messenger RNA of Daphnia pulicaria, 6135 nucleotides long. RefSeq lists its product as uncharacterized. The coding region runs from base 1 to 6135 and encodes 2044 amino acids. Gene Ontology annotation, biological process: DNA repair; telomere maintenance. The record is from RefSeq and is a predicted model, not a curated record. Lineage: Eukaryota; Metazoa; Arthropoda; Branchiopoda; Diplostraca; Daphniidae. The transcript has 2 exons. Gene Ontology annotation, molecular function: DNA helicase activity.